AUGCCAAUAGACGAAGCCUUGAACACCUCAGUGUUUUCUCUCUCUGGCAUAAGCGCAACUUGGGAAAAUAGAUACAUUUUCUUCUGUAUAACUUUCCUGUGUUAUACUCUUAUUCUUUCUGUUAACUUGACGCUAAUUGUCACAGUUGUCCUGAGGAGAACUCUUCAUGAACCCAUGUACAUCUUUCUGUGCAACUUGUGUGUAAAUUGUUUAUAUGGGUCUACAGGUUUCUACCCCAAAUUUCUGGCUGAUUUACUUUCUGAGCCUCAUGUGAUCUCAUAUGCAGGGUGUAUUAUUCAGGUGUUAGUGAUUUACUCCUCUGUUCUGUGUGACUUUUCCAUAUUGACAGUGAUGGCUUAUGACAGAUUUGUAGCAAUAUGCAGGCCUUUGGAGUAUUAUACAGUCAUGACCAAAAAAACCGUUACCAAAUUAAUUAUGUUUUCAUGGAUUGCUCCAGUUUCAUGUAUGAGUUUUUUGGUUGUUUUUAGUUCUGCAUUAACACUGUGUGGCUCAAAGAUUGAAAAACUGUAUUGUGAAAACUGGGCAAUUGUUAGACUGUCAUGUUCUUCAAAAACAGCAUACAAUGUUUUUGCAUAUAUGGUAAUACUUACAUAUAUGGGGCAUGCUUUUUUCAUACUUUUUACAUACAUGAAACUCUUCAAAAGCAGCAUCAGGUCCAUUGAGGAUCGGAAAAAGGUCAUGCAGACGUGCACGCCACAUCUGGUUUCGCUAGUUAAUGUCACGGUUGCUUUUCUGUUUGACACAAUGUACAGUCGAUAUGGCUCCAGAGAUUUUCCACAGGGUCUCCGCCAUUUUAUGGCAUUAGAGUUCCUGGUGGUGCCCCCACUUUUCAAUCCUCUCAUUUACGGUCUGAAACUCAGAAAAGUUCGAAAUGAAGUCUUGCGAUUCAUGAGGAGCAAUGUUAAAUUUUGA
This is a messenger RNA of Scleropages formosus (Asian bonytongue), 933 nucleotides long. Its product is annotated as olfactory receptor 1D2-like. The transcript has a single exon. The record is from RefSeq and is a predicted model, not a curated record. The coding region runs from base 1 to 933 and encodes 310 amino acids. Gene Ontology annotation, biological process: detection of chemical stimulus involved in sensory perception of smell; G protein-coupled receptor signaling pathway. Gene Ontology annotation, cellular component: membrane. NCBI's taxonomy places the organism in Eukaryota, Metazoa, Chordata, Actinopteri, Osteoglossiformes, Osteoglossidae. Gene Ontology annotation, molecular function: odorant binding; olfactory receptor activity; G protein-coupled receptor activity.